Molecule: messenger RNA, 441 nt
Organism: Closterium sp. Yama58-4
Lineage: Eukaryota; Viridiplantae; Streptophyta; Zygnematophyceae; Desmidiales; Closteriaceae
Source: the annotation of a GenBank genome assembly
AUGGCGGAGCGAGAGACAGACGGCGCGAUGGUUUCCAGGUUGGAUGCGGAACACGACGGCGCGGAUGGGGGAGCGGUGGGGAGAGGCGCGAAGGAUGUUGGUUCCGCGCGCGGUGCCGUGGAUGCGGAUGAUGGCGACGCCGCCGCCGGCGCCGGCGCCGGCGCCGCCGCCGACGACGACGACGACGACGAGAUUCCGGACGCCGUGCCGCUCCCCGGACGGCUCAAGGCGACGAGAAGGGCAAGCGGAACAGGGCGCAUGGCGCGCAGGCGGCGAAGAGGAUCCCGCGGGGAGCAGCGCGCGCGAGGCGGUGCCGAUCACGAUCAUCACGGGGUUCCUGGGAGCCGGCAAGACCACCCUGGUGAACCAUAUCCUGUCGCAGUCGCACGGGCUGCGCAUCGCCGUGAUUCUCAACGACUUUGGCGACCGCCUGGGCAUUGA